Molecule: messenger RNA, 4015 nt
Organism: Branchiostoma floridae (Florida lancelet)
Lineage: Eukaryota; Metazoa; Chordata; Leptocardii; Amphioxiformes; Branchiostomatidae
Exons: 27
Coding region: 159-3992 (1277 amino acids)
Molecular function (GO): DNA translocase activity; ATP binding; zinc ion binding
Source: RefSeq, a predicted model, not a curated record
UGGGAACAGGAGGAGACACAGUGAGGAGGAGACGUCCAGCACCGGCGGUCAGUUCGCUGCACGCUCUCCCACUGAAAGGGAAUCACCCAAGAAGGUUUUACUAACUCGCAUCCUACGCGGACUUGCAAGUGAAGAGUAAGGCAUUUUGAAGAGACAAGAUGGUUAGGAACACAUAUGGGAAGACCACAUGGGGUGCAGCUUUUCUAGAUGCCUUGGGGAACUUGGAUACAAAUAAACGUCUUGGACGGGGGAAGAGCUAUGCCAACACUGGGAAAGUGCUGAAUGUCAGCAUUGAUGGAGCCAAGGUAUCUGCGGCGGUCCAGGGGACCAGUCCUCGGCCAUACGGCGUCAAGGUGCAGUUCGAGCUCCUGAACCACGCCCACCUCCAGCGUGUGUAUGAUGUCAUCAAUGAGAACCCCCUUCUGUAUGGCCAGAUCAUCAAUGGUGAUCUCCCAGACGAGCUACUCUCCACUCUUGAGGAGGCUGAUAUUGACCUGCUGCCCGCUCACUGGUAUGACAUGAGGGCUCGCUGCUCGUGUCCUGACGAUGCCAACCCCUGUAAGCACAUGGCUGCCGUGUACUACCUCAUCACCUCGGAGAUCGACAAGAACCCCUUCACCUUGUUUAACCUGCGAGGAGUGGAUCUUAUGGGCUACUUCAACAUCAAGCCUUCCGACACGGACCCAGGGUAUCCACUGCCGCUCUCCCGACCUCUAAGACCGUCAUCAGCUGAGAUUGAAGUCAAUGAGAACCACAUUCUGCCCUGCCCUUUGGUAAAAAUCCCUCCGAUGUCUGACUUCAUCCUGAGUUGCCUGAGGAGCAAUCCUCCCUUCUCAUUGGAGCUGGACUACAAGUCUGUCAUGGAGGAGUUUUACAGCUAUGCAGCCAAGCAGGGUACGAAGGUGCUGGAUGACCUGAUGAAUGCUGGGAAGGCAGGCUCGGCCCAUUGGCUGAGUACACUGGACCAUGAUGAUGUACAGAACGUUAUGUCAGCCGCAAGAUUCCGCCUGAUUCUGGAUGCAAAGUUUGACUCGGCCAAGCUUCAUAUCCACAACCCAGUCUGGGACAAGAAGACAGCAGUAGACAUGGAAGGGUCUGGUAGCACCCAGUGGGUCACCAUCUCAAGUGUAUUUAAGAACCAGAUGCCAUACACUGCGGAAGUGAUCCCAUUGUGGAGGGAUGGACAGGAAGAGGAACAAACCUGGCUGAAGGUGGACCUGCAGACAGCCAUGCAGAUGUUCCUGUGGCUCAGUUCUGACUUUGGCAGCCCCUCAUACAGGUUCUUCUUCUACAGCUGCAGAGUGGCCAUGAUGCUCAUGAGGAAUCAGGUGCUCAUCCCUGAUGUGCUGCCCUUAUCUCGACGACAGCAGAAUAAGAUUGCAGACUUCAAGAUCGUUUGGCGGCCGGUUCACACGGCCGAGCUGGUGGCAGAACAGCUGGACAAUCUGAAUAAGAUCUACCCUGAAGAUGACCCCUGUGUUGAAGUGGAUGAGAUGCCUCUGGGUGGAUGUUCUGCAUCCCUCCAUGUCCUGUCUGUUCUCCUCACUAAGUUUGUCAAGGAUCUACACUUCAUGCACAAGAAGUCCAAGAACAACCCUCCACCUGAGUCUCUGGCAUUUUUCAGUGGGAAAGUGUACACCAUCAUGUCCAUUGCCCAGCAGAGUGUUCCCCGGGCCAUCAACAAAUACUUCGGUGUCUUCGACCUGAUCAAGACAGAACUAGAAGUGGCAGUUCACAUCAGUCCUCUGAAGACUAAGGGAAAGAAGAUCAAAACUGAAGAGCUGCCGCCCCCAGAUCACUAUAGCAUGGAAUUGUGGGUAAAGAUGAGGGACAAUGAACUGGCUCAACAUAAGCCAAUCAGGCGCUUCCUGAUGAGUAACAGCUGGGCUAAAGCUCAGGCCAUGAAGUUCCUGGCCACCCUACACACCUACCUCCCCCAUGUAGGACGACUGUUGAAGGAAGACUCCAUUGCCUUGACUGCAGUGCAGCUGGAAGACUUCAUCUUAAACACAGUCGAUGUCUUCAACAACCUGGGAGUCAAAGUCAUUCUUCCUAAGGAGCUCAGGAAGAUCCUGAAGCCCAAAGCUGUGGUUUAUGCUGAGCUGGAGGGUUCCACCAGGAACCAGCAGUCCUUCUUCAGCAUAGAUGACUUACUAACAUACAACUGGAAAAUUGCCAUUGGAAAUGAAUACAUUGCUGUCCAUGAGUUCCAGCAGCUGCUACAGAGUGGGGAGGGUCUGGUCAGGUUCAGGGACAAGUACAUCUCUGUCAAGCCUGAGGAGAUGUCGUCCAUUCUCAACAAGGUCAAACAGGAGCCACCACAGCUUUCCCCACUGGACCUGCUGAAGGAGUCCUUGCUGGAGGAUAGCAUGUUCCACCUCUCAGCUAGCUUGAGCUCUAUGGUGGAAUCUGUGAAGAAGGUGGAUGAACACCCCGUACCCCACAAUCUGGUGGCAACACUCCGGCCCUACCAGGUCUCUGGCUACAGGUGGCUGGUGUCCAACGUACAGCAUGGCUUUGGGGUGAUCCUGGCAGAUGACAUGGGUCUAGGGAAGACUAUCCAGUCUAUUGCUGCCAUGCUCCACCUGAAGAAUAGAGGUGACCUGACCCAUCCUGUACUACUGGUGGUCCCCACUAGUGUCAUGAGUAACUGGGAGAGGGAGAUCCAGCGAUUCGCACCCUCUCUCACUGUCUCAAGGUACUAUGGUGCAGGUAGAACGCUGCCCAGUACCCAGUGCCAUGGGAACUCCGACGACCUGGCUCUACAGGAGUAUGAGAACCAAACAGACACGCCUAACGGAGCCGGGAAGCGACCGUCUGCAGGGGAGGGACCGAAGAAGAAGCGUGCGCGUGUGUCGUGGGACGUUCCGCACACUGACAUCAUCAUCACCACCUACCACAUUGUUAGGAUUGACGUCGAUUCUCUGGCAAAGAUACAGUACAGUAUGGUUUUGAUUGAUGAAGCUCAGUACAUCAAGAACUGCAAGUCACAGACAGCAAAGGCGAUGAAGCGUAUGAAGGCUAAGAUGCAUGUUGCGCUGUCAGGAACACCAGUUGAGAACAACCUGUCCGAGCUGUGGUCUGUGUUCGACUUCACCUUCCCCAAGUACCUGGGCACCAACAAGGACUUCACACAUGCAUAUGCCAAGCCUAUAGAGCUGCAUCGUGACGCGGAUCGUGUGGAGGCCCUCCGUGCCAUAACCAGGCCAUUCCUCUUGCGUAGGUUGAAGACAGACAAGUCUAUCAUCAAAGACUUACCCGACAAGAUCACCACGCCUAAGUACAACUCUCUAACUGCUGAACAAGCUGCUUUGUAUGAGAGUGUUGUUCAGAACAUGGUCAAGAAGCUGGCAGAGGCCAAGGAGAAGAAGGAGAGGACAGGAGUGAUCUUCCAGACCAUGACAUUCCUCAAGCAGAUCUGCAACCACCCUGCCAACUUCACCAAGAACAGCAACAGGGACAUCCAGGCAUCUGGCAAGAUGAAGGUACUGAUAGACCUGCUCCAGCCCAUCCUGCAGCAGGGAGAGAAGGUGCUCAUCUUCUCCCAGUACGUACAGAUGAUCAAACUCAUGGCUCAGAUGGUGGAGGCGCACUUCAAGGUCAAGCCACUCAUCUUCGAGGGCAGCUUGUCCCAGCAGAAGAGGGAUGAAGCCACCACUGCCUUCCAGACCCAGCCACACAGACAGAUCAUGAUAGUGUCCCUGCAGGCAGGAGGGGUUGGGUUGAACCUGACAGCUGCCAAUCAUGUGAUCCACUAUGACCUGUGGUUCAACCCUGCCAAGGAGAACCAAGCAACCGACCGCGCGUUUCGUAUCGGACAGACCAAGACCGUGUUUGUCUAUCGCUUCAUCUCAGAGAACACCUUUGAAGAGAAGAUUGAUGCAAUGCUGGAGAAGAAGAAGGACCUGUCUGACUUGUCUGUACAGGCCGGGGAGACCUGGAUAGGCAACCUGAACGAUGACCAGAUCAAACAGCUCUUCACCAGGGAGUAGGGAAGGGGGCACAAGUCUGGCAG